AGCUUACACGUGUAACCGGAAGUCAAUGUGGAAUAGGCGUGAACAAUAACAAAAUUGAUCAUAUGAAACAAUUAUUAUUAUGUAGUUGAAAAUUGACCUUCAUAUACGGAAGAGAGACCACCACUUUAUUGUUUCAGAUCUUAAUUUCCUACAAACAUGUCUAGACAAGGAACGAGAGGUGUAGAUCAGCGUAAAGUGAAUGGUGAAUUGUUUUCUUUGACAUACGGGGCACUUGUAGCCCAACUGCUAAAAGAUUAUGAAGAUGAUGAGGAAGUCAACAAACAACUAGAGAAAAUGGGUUACAACAUUGGAGUCAGAUUAAUCGAGGAUUUCCUUGCAAGAUCAAAUGUGGGAAGAUGCAAUGAUUUUAGGGAAACUGCAGAUGUGAUAUCAAAACUGGGCUUUAAGAUGUACUUGGGGAUACAACCUGUGGUCAGUAAUUGGAGUGCUGCGGGAGAUGAAUUCUCACUGUUGGUAGAGAACAACCCACUAGCAGAUUUUGUGGAAUUACCCCCGGGCCAUUCACAACUGAACUUUUCCAACAUUUUAUGCGGAGUUCUAAAAGCUGCAUUAGAAAUGGUUCAGAUGGAGGUGGAUGUUAGGUUUGUGCAGGAUACAUUAAAAGGAGAUAACAUAACAGAAAUUCGCCUCAAAUUCAUUAAACGACUGGAGGAUGCCAUUCCUGUGGGAGAGGAUUAAGAUGUGAGGACAUCAAACGACAUUUUGAGAAGUGUUUGUUGAAGGACGACAUGCAUUGAAUUGCUUAUAUUGAUGUAUUUAUGUUUUCAGCAAAAAAAGUACAAGAAGUCAUUCCUAAAGUCUUGUGUAGUCAUCUCAAAAUAUGUUGUGUGGGGUAGGGUGGGGCUGUAAAAGUGAUACAGUAAGUACUUGUACUAGUGUGUUGAUGACUGAGAGUGAGGUAGGGUGGGGUGUAAAAGUCAUACAGUAAGUACUUGUACUAGUGUGUUGAUGACUGAGAGUGUAGAACAUUGUAAUCUGUUGUGUUAAUGUGGAUGUAAUGUAGCGAUGUGUGAAAACUCUAAUGAUAAAAUGUUAUGUGUAUUGUUCUUAAUAAAUAAUAAUACAGAGGAUGACAAUACCUGUAAUGGAAUUAGUAAAAUAGUA
Messenger RNA from Ostrea edulis (European flat oyster), 1125 nucleotides. RefSeq names its product trafficking protein particle complex subunit 3-like. Gene Ontology annotation, biological process: intra-Golgi vesicle-mediated transport; endoplasmic reticulum to Golgi vesicle-mediated transport. The transcript has 5 exons. Gene Ontology annotation, cellular component: cytosol; cis-Golgi network membrane; TRAPP complex. Lineage: Eukaryota; Metazoa; Mollusca; Bivalvia; Ostreida; Ostreidae. The record is from RefSeq and is a predicted model, not a curated record. The coding region runs from base 157 to 699 and encodes 180 amino acids.